Peronospora farinosa is the source of this 3129-nucleotide messenger RNA. The record is from the annotation of a GenBank genome assembly. Lineage: Eukaryota; Oomycota; Peronosporomycetes; Peronosporales; Peronosporaceae.
AUGGGAGAGGCGACAAAGGCAGAAGACCAGCUGGUUUGGUUUACACUCUACCUUGUAAUCUACUUGGCGUUCUACUUUUUCACAAGUCCCUUUGUUGGGAAUCGAGAGUUACUUAACUCAUGGACGCCAUACGUUUACUUUUCAAUGGUACUUUAUGCCUGGCUUUUUUCUGCGGCGGCAUUACACACACCAGUGCAUGCAUUGGGUCUAUUCGAUUCUACCAUUAAACAACCCAUAUCGCUCCUGUUCCCCUUCUUCUCGGCCAGUUUCGUCUUCCUCAUAGCACUUGAAGUAGUUGCAGCACUGGUCUUAUCGCGACUUACGACACGAUUGGGUUUAUCCUGGCAUGUCGCACACGUUUCAUUGGAGAGGUCUUUUAUGAAUGUCCUGCGCAAUAGCACGGCAAUAAGUGUCGCUUGUGUUGCACUGAUUGUACACUGCGAUGCAACGUUUGACUGUGCAGCAACUUUAGAUGAAUCGAGAACAUACAAUGGGCAUGCAUGUGCACAACUUUUUUCAUUUGUUCAAUCGGAUGAUGAAGAGACACUUGUACCGGGAAGCUAUGGUGGUGCCAUUUUAAUCUGGUGCAUGGGGAUACUCCUUGCAAUUACAAACUUUUUUCUUGAGAGAAUGAGUGGAAUCCGCAUGAUUGCAUCCUUUGGCUGGUUUUCCGAUCGCACAGAAGAAGAAGACAGUGACGAGUUGGCUGAGAAGGAGAAUGGCCAGGAAUUUUUACCACCUGAGCAAAAUUUGUCGAUGGUACCUUGGUAUUCCAUGCUCCUGUUUGACACAGUAUUUGAAUUACUCAUUUCGCUCAAGGUAUUUCUUGGACGUUUUGAUAUGCGUACGAUGCAGCGUGCAUUGCAUCCGAAUGACAAAGACUAUAGCUUUGAUCACCUUGCUGAAAAAGACGAAGUGUGGCUCGAUUUCAUGGCUGAUUGUGGCGAUGGUUUUAACAGCAGUUACCAAAUUGCACGUUUACUUGCUCAACCACAGCUUGAGGUGGACUGUGAAGUACCCGAUAGUGAACAAGUGAAUGCUGAAGAUGCAUCUGACCACAAGAAUGGAAAGGCGGUGAAAAUGAAAAUGAUCAAGCGAGUAUUUCCACGCGGUGAUGCUCUUGUGAUUGGAGGCGAUCUGGCGUACCCACACCCCGACAGCCAAACAUACGAGACGCGUCUGUUUCGAUGCUUUGAGUAUGCAAUGAAGCCGCCAUCUUCUUAUCAUCCAUCGGCUAUUUCGACUCAAAAGAAGAUUCCCAAUGGCUUGUCAUCACUGCGUGACUACGAAGGCGUUAGUGCAUUUGCGAUCCCCGGGAACCACGACUGGUUUGAUGGUUUAAACACGUUCACGCGGUACAUUUGCCAACGCGAUUGGCUUGGAGGAUGGUUGCUUCCGCAGAAGACAAGCUACUUUAGUAUCAAACUUCCUCAUGGCUGGUGGCUCUUUGGUGUGGACUUAGCGCUGGAGAAUGACAUCGACACAGAUCAGUUUGGGUAUUUUGAACGUGUGGUUCAGUCUCAAAUGGGUUCUAACGACGCGGUAAUCGUGCUUACACACGAACCACGUUGGUUGUUGAAUGUCUACGAAAACAAAUCCAAUGUCGACGUGAAGCUUUCAUACCUCAUCGAGCACAUACUAAAGGGCCGAGUAGCUGUGCGACUUGCUGGGGAUAUCCACAACUACAUGCGUCAUUCACUGGUGGAGGAAAAACACGUUCUGAAGCGCCCCGUUUCCAUGCUAUUUGAUACGUCACAGACGAAAACGAAAUCAACGUCAAGCCUUCCGCGUAGGCAUUCUUUUUCGUCUCCUUUCCACAAACACUUUCCGCAUAUGAAGCAACAUGAUAGUGCCACAAAAAGAGAGCAGAAAACUCGAGAUGCCAUGGUUCAACCGGAGCUUCCUGGCGAGCAUAAACGUUCUGCGGAGCAUUUGAUUAUCUCUGGUGGUGGAGGUGCUUUCUUGCAUCCAACACAUAUAGCUAGUCCGAGUUUGGUUUCGAAUGGCGGAACGUACGAGCACAAGAUGAGCUAUCCACCGGCACAUGUUUCGAGACGCUAUGCAGUGCUGAAUGUUUUCGGCUUUCGUCGGCUUAAUUGGCGCUUCGAUGCUAUCGGCGGAGUCGGGUACUUUGUUCUUGUGUUCUCCAUGUUUCCACGCUGCUCCGUUGGAUCCAUUUAUGCAGCUGCAACGCGAUGGGAAGCGGCGUCACAGUUUUACCAGGAGCUUGUUCAUUUACUUUUUGACAUGGUGACGACAUCAACUGUGUCGUUGCUUUGCUGCAUCGGCAUGCUCUUUGCAUCAAUUGGGUUUGCAGACUGCACAACUUUUCCAAAAAGGUGUGCUAUGGGUCUGGCCGUGUUCUGCUUUCACAAUGUGGCAGCCUUCACGAUUCUGCUCGUUUACGAGUUUCUUCUUGAAGUGGCUUCUGUUCGUGGAGCACUUGGACGUGAGGGCGAACACACGCUCUACCUUUUCUUCAGUAGCACACUACCAGACUUUUCGGCAAUUCGCAAGUACGAUAUCUUCGGCCUUGCCUCGUUGUACGGAGACUUUAUGCGUCUUUGCAUGACCAUCUUUGACGUGCCGGAGGUAGUAGCACUGCAUCGUAACAAGAUUUGCACCUCGGGGUUCGAAAGCCUCGGACGCAUGGAGCUAUGGGCAUACUAUGCUAGUGUGUUCCCUUACUUUUGGGUGCUGGCCACGCCGGUGGUUAGCUUUGUCUUUGGCACGUACUUAUACCUGUCACUCAAUAUAUUUGGAUGCCACUACAACGAGGCCUUCUCAUCGUUACGAAUUGCUAGCUACAAGAAUUUUCUGCGGCUGCAUUUCCGAAAGGAUGGUCGACUCGAGGUUUUUGCAUUUGGAGUGGACAAGAUGCCCCACCGGUGGUGCAGAGAUCCAAAGUGGAGUGGAGGUAUUGGUCCACGAGCAUCUCUGGAAAGAAAUUUGCCAUCGUUUAAAUGGACGCGACCUAGUUAUUGGAAACCACUGGUGACGAAGGUGGACAAUAUGCUACGUUUGGACUUUGAAAAUUCCUCAUUGGAUGCCAAAUUUAACACAUCGGAUCGUUCGAAUGUGCAUCUCAUUGAUCGCGUGGUGAUUCACAAACCAACUUCAGCUCCAUAA